Beta vulgaris subsp. vulgaris (sugar beet) is the source of this 3212-nucleotide messenger RNA. RefSeq names its product putative disease resistance protein RGA1. Gene Ontology annotation, molecular function: ADP binding. Gene Ontology annotation, biological process: defense response to other organism. The coding region runs from base 1 to 2847 and encodes 948 amino acids. Lineage: Eukaryota; Viridiplantae; Streptophyta; Magnoliopsida; Caryophyllales; Amaranthaceae. The transcript is spliced from 4 exons. The record is from RefSeq and is a predicted model, not a curated record.
AUGGCAGAAGCAGUUCUUUUUGGCGUUGCAGAAGAAGUACUUAAGAAUUUGGGAUCAACUGCGCUUGAUGAUAUUGCCUCGGCUUGGGGCUUCAAGGCUCGGCUUGAGAAGCUCAAGAACACCAUCAGCACAAUCAAAGAUGUGCUCUUGGAUGCUGAGGAGAAGCAAGCUGAUAGUCAUGCUGUUCGUGGUUGGCUUGAAAGGCUUACCACUGCUGUCUAUGCUGCUGAUGAUCUAUUUGAUGAAAUCGCUACAGUUGCAUCAAGAAGGCAGCUCAUGGGGGGAAACAAAUUGACUAAAGAAGUAAAAAACUUUCUUUUCCCGGUGCAAUCAGAUCAAGAAAUUAUUGGUAGAGAUGGUGAUAAGAAAGCUUUGUUAGAUUUGAUGUUUGCCUCCUCUUCUACUGAUGAUGUUCCUGAGCACGAGUUGCUCCCUGUUAUCUCAAUUGUGGGGAUUGAAGGCCAAGGGAAAACCACUUUAGCACAACUCAUAUAUAAUGAUGAUCAAGUUGACAUACACUUUGAGCUGAGAUUAUGGGUAUGUGUAUCUGACAUCUUUAAUGUCAAGGGAAUUAUAGAAAAGAUGCUCAUGUCAGCAACAAACACUGAAACUCCAAAAUUAGAUAUGGAGCAAUUACAGGGUCGGUUGCGGCAGGAAAUUGGUGACAGGAAAUACUUCCUUGUUCUCGAUGAUGUUUGGAACGAAGAUCGUGAGGAAUGGAUCAAGCUCAGGGCUCUGUUGAAGAUUGGUAGAAAGGGAAGUAUGAUUCUGGUAACUACUCGAUCAAGGGAGGUGGCAAACAUAAUGAGCACUCUUCCUCCAUAUCAAUUACAAGGCCUAUCUGAAGAGAACUCAUGGGAUUUAUUUGUAAAGAUGGCAUUUAUGCCUGGACAAGCUCAAAAGGAGCCACAUCUUGUGAAAGUCGGUAAGGAAAUUAUUAACAAAUGUGCCAAUGUUCCUUUGGCUGUAAGAACUUUAGGCAGUCUUCUUUAUGGUAAGGAUGAAAGUAAGUGGUGGUCAUUCAAUGAUACAACUCUUGCUAAUAUUUCUGAGAAUCAAAAUAACAUUAUGAGCAUUCUCAAGCUUAGCUACCACCACCUAUGGUCUCCGUUGAAGAAUUGUUUCACUUAUUGCGCACUGUUUCCCAAGGACUCCAGAUAUAAGAAGGAGAUAUUGAUCGAUCUUUGGAUGGCUGAGGGUUUCAUUAUUCCCACAAACGAAAACCAAAGUCUGGAAGACCUUGCUGAAGAGUAUUUCCUUAUGUUGUUGCAACGAUGCUUCUUUCAGGAUAUAAUCAGAAAUGAAUGGGGGGCCAUUACGAGCUGUAAAAUGCAUGACUUGAUGCACGAUCUUGCUCAAGAAGUGGCUGGAGUCAAGUUCAAGGUAACAAAGUUUGGAGACAGUAACUUCAACAAUAGAAUCCAUCACUUAUCCUUCAAUUAUCGUUUGAGUUCCUCGUGGAAAAUACCCAGUUGCAUGCUAGAUUUGAAGCUUCUGCGAACAUUUCUUUUGCCAGUGCAAAGGGAAGAUGGCUUGAUCUUAGGCAAAUCAACUUGUCUAGAGAUAUUAUCAAAUUUCAGAUGCUUAAGAGUGUUGGAUCUACAUCACCUUGGCCUCCAAUGCUUGCCCAGUUCAAUAUGCCAAUUGAUUCACUUAAGGUACCUUAAUCUCUCUGUGACGUCUAUUAAAGAUCUACCUGCUUCAGUCAAUGGAGCAAAGGCAAACUUGAGCAGUAAACACAGGUUGACAGAAUUGCAUAUAGAUCUGACAGGGUUGGAUGAAGAUGUAAGUGACUAUGAUAUAGCAGUGAUGGAAGGCCUCCAACCACAUCCUAAUCUAAGAAAGCUAAGGAUUGGUGGGUUUAGAGGUCAGAAGCUCCCAAGUUGGAUAAUGAUAGAUAAUAUAUCUGGUAGUCUUCUUCUAAAUCUUGUUGAGAUUAGACUUUAUAGGUGUGAAAGAUGCCUGGAAGUCCCGACUUUUGGGCGACUACCUUUCUUAAAGCGUCUUACUCUUGAAAAUCUGUCUAGUCUGGAAUACAUGGAGAAUGAUAUAUGUGACCUUUCCUCAUCAUCGUCACUACCACCACCAAUAGAAGCAGUGUUCUUCCCAUCUCUUGAAGAACUUAUGCUAAUUGGUUUGAGUAAUCUCAAGGGAUGGUGGAAAGUAGGCGCAAUUGUUAAUAAUGACAAAAAAGAAGUAUCAUAUCAAUUGGCGCAAGAUAACUUAUUAUUAAUGUCAUUUUCUAAUCUAUCAAAGUUAUGGAUAGAAAGGUGCCCCAACCUGAUGGUCCUGCCUCUUAGUCCUAAUGUGGAGAAAUUGACGCUGGUGGAGAUCAACAAGACCCUAGCAGUGUUAAAGAUGACAACUUCUUUUCCCCAGUGUAGUUCAAAGCUGAAACAGUUGAGCAUCGAUAACAUUGAAGACCUUAUAUCCCUGCCAAAAGAAUAUAUGCGUCAACUUUCCUUACUAGAGGUGCAAGAUGGCAACUUGAAAGCCUUCAAAAGUCUUCGUUAUUUGCAAUUGCGAGAGAUUCCUAAACUAGUGGCUUUUCCUAGAGGUCUUCAACAUCUGGCGAACCUUCGUUCUUUAGAAAUAAGGUUUAUCAAGGAUUUGAAAGAAUUACCAGAAUGGAUCAGUUGUUUCCAGUCUCUUGAGCAUAUAGAAUUGUUUGAUUGUCCCAAAUUGACAUCAUUACCAGAAGGCUUCCGCAAGCUUACUUCUAUAACUCAACUUCGAAUCAUUGAGUGUCCGGGAUUAGCAGAGAGAUGCCAAGGCCCAAAUGGUAAGGAUUGGACAAAGAUUCAACAUAUCCCACUUGUAAGUAUUCGAGAGAGCAUCUUCGAUUGAUGUUCCAGUUACCUGAACGCCGCCAUUAAUGCUAAAUUUGCGCAUGUAUUUUUGUGGGCAUGUGUGUGUGCUUGUGUAUGUACUAGACCUGGUUUGCUUUGUUCUAGUCUUCUAGAAUCUAGGUAUAUAAAUCUAUAGCUAGAGUACUUGUAUCUGAUGUACUUUCUAUAAUCUAGAGAAAGUGUAAGUUUUAGGAGAGUAACUUAUGCCUUAAAAGUAAAAUCCCCUUGAAUUUCAAUCUUUAAUCGAUUCAAGGCAGUGGAAGGCAGUAGAGCACCACGAAAGUACUCUCUCCUUGUAAAUCAGGCUAAAUUUUCGCAAAUGCUAAAUUAAAUUGAAAAUGUAUGAUACAGUUCUUUUUUCAU